AUGGUGCAAGAUAUAAAAGAGACUGUCGAGGUAAUUGAUAUCCCAAUCAGUGAAAAGAAGAAACCAGACGAUCACUCCAGCACCGAUGUUGCUUCAGUGAGUACCGAUGAAAGUGAGAAGGUUCCAUUAGACUAUGUUCAUGAUCUCGAAUGGACACCUGAAGAAGAGAGAGCUGUGCUUAACAAGAUUGAUCUUCGCCUCAUGUCGUUUGCUCUUCUCAUGUCAUUUGUGCUACACAUGGAUAGAACUAAUAUUGCAAAUGCCAUUUCGGAUGGUCUUCCUGCUGAUUUGGGAUUUGGUAUCACAGGUAUCAAUACCAGCACACUUGUGCAUUCCAUUAUUUUUACAGCUGGUACUGUUUGUAACAAUGUAAUUGUCAAGCGAUUUGGUGCUCACUUCACGAUUCCUAUAAUGAUGAAUGCUUGGGCUAACUUUAGUGGCUAUAUUGUUCUUCGUAUUGUCCUUGCAUUAACAGAAGCAGGCUUUAUUCCUGCCUGUGUUUCUUAUCUUACUGGCUGGUACAAAACAAAUGAGUUGGCUACACGUCUAUCUUGGUUCUGGGGUAUCCAAUCUUUUGCUUCUGCAUUCUCCGGUCUGAUAUCCUUUGGCGUAUUUCGUAUGUCCGGUAUUGGUGGUCUUCAAGGCUGGAAAUGGCUUUUCCUCAUAGAUGGUGUAUUCACUCAUAUCGUUGGUGCUAUUGCCAUUUUUUAUAUUCCUGCCAACCCUUCCUCUACUGCAGGAGGCCUUCGUGGUAAGCUUGGAUGGUUUACAGAACGUGAAAAACAAAUAGCCGUUACACGUAUCAUUCGUGAUGAUUUAUCUAAAAAAGAUCAAUAUGAGCGACUUACUUGGCACGACGUUAAAAUCACUGUUAAGGACACAAAGCUUUGGACCCAUUUAAUUAUUACUUUUAUUGGUAUUAUGCCAACAACUCCUAUGGCUACGUAUUUCCCUACUCUGAUCAGAGGCUAUGGUUUUCCUGUUACCACCAGUAACUUGUUAACAGUGCCUUCUUGCUUUAUUGGACUUUUCUUUUCGAUUUUAAUUGCUAAAAGUGCUGAUCGCUAUGGGAAUUAUUCGCUUCAUGCUCUUAUCGGUUGUAUAUGGUCUAUGGCUGGAUUUCUCGCAUUGCAAUUUAUUCCCGAUAGCGCUGGCCGUUGGACUUUUUAUGCAGUUACAUUAUUAGUAUCUUCUUCUCCCGUAUGGCAUGGUAUGCAAAUUGCUUGGAUGUCAUCUAAUCUAGCACCUGUUGGUAAGCGUACGAUCGCUUUUGGAGCAGUGGUUGGAGCAGCGAAUAUUUGUGGUGUACCUGGCUCUCAAAUUUAUUUGCAAAGUGACUCACCGAGGUUCCAUAAGGGCAACUGGAUUAAUAUUGGUUUGCUCGCCGGCGCUUCUUUACUUUUCUUGUCGCUAAGAGCUCGAUAUGCAUUGACCAAUAAGGCAAGAAUGAGAAAAUGGAACAAUUUCUCAGACGAGCAAAAGAAGGAAUACUCUAAUACAACCAAAGAUGAAGGUAGCGAUCGUUUAGAUUUCAAGUUUCGAUUAUAA
Molecule: messenger RNA, 1548 nt
Organism: Mucor mucedo
Lineage: Eukaryota; Fungi; Mucoromycota; Mucoromycetes; Mucorales; Mucoraceae
Product: major facilitator superfamily domain-containing protein
Exons: 6
Coding region: 1-1548 (515 amino acids)
Biological process (GO): transmembrane transport
Cellular component (GO): membrane
Molecular function (GO): transmembrane transporter activity
Source: RefSeq, a predicted model, not a curated record